Anoplophora glabripennis (Asian longhorned beetle) is the source of this 2047-nucleotide messenger RNA. Its product is annotated as UDP-glucuronosyltransferase 2B15. The record is from RefSeq and is a predicted model, not a curated record. Bases 11 to 1567 code for a protein of 518 amino acids. NCBI's taxonomy places the organism in Eukaryota, Metazoa, Arthropoda, Insecta, Coleoptera, Cerambycidae. Gene Ontology annotation, molecular function: UDP-glycosyltransferase activity. The transcript is spliced from 4 exons.
UUGCAUAAAGAUGAGUUCAUUUCGGGUGAUUUUAAUUGUCGCGGUACUCGCAUUACCAUCAUGUUCGUGUGCAAAUAUAUUAGCAAUAGUUCCUAUGCCAUCCUACAUCCACCAGAUAGCCUUUACUUCACUGUGGAAGGAAUUAUCCCUAAGAGGGCAUAAAGUUACUGUGGUGACAACGGAUCCUCAGAAUGAUCCAAAAUUAACGAACCUCACCGAGAUCGAUACGAAUUGGUCUUAUAAAUAUUUCGGCAAUGUGAGCAAGUUGGUAGAAAAAUCUAUGAACAUGUGGAACGCUUUCGAUGUUUUUUCCGGUAUUAUGACGGGAAUUGGAGAAGGACAGCUCUCUUUUGGCCCUGUCCAGAAGCUGAUGCAGAGAGAAGAACAUUUCGAUGUUCUACUCGUGGAAGGAUUUUUUCCCGAGUUUCUAGGCUUUGCCGAGAUAUAUAACUGCCCGAAGAUUUUGAUUACAUCCUUGGAUGCACCCAAGUUUAUUCAUCGCUUUUUUGGAAAUCCAACUCAUCCCAUCCUGAACCCUGAGAUGGUGACUUCGUUCCAUGGAAAUUUAAAUUUCAGGGAAAGGGUAAUCAGUACAAUUUUCGACGUCUACUUUGCAUUCCAUUCGGUUAAAAAUUAUUAUGCCGAGAAGCAAAAGAUUCUUAAUAAAUAUUUUAACACAAAAUUAACCAUAUUCGAACUAAUGAGUGACGUUGACCUUUUGUUUGUGAAUGUGGAUCCAGUUCUGCAAACCGUUAAAUCUCUUGGUCCUUCCACAGUUACAAUAGGAGGUUUCAGAAAAGAUACACGUAAAAGGUAUCUGCCAAAGGAUGUGCAGGACUUUUUGGACAGCGCUAAAGAGGGUUUCAUUUACUUCAGCUUAGGAAGUAACGUGAAGAGCAAAGAUUUAAGAAAAGAGACACUGGAGGCCAUAAUAGAUACAUUAAAGUCAUUACCAUACAAGAUUUUGUGGAAAUUUGAAGCAGAUGAACUACCUGGAAAGCCAGACAACGUGAAGCUGAUUAAAUGGUCUCCCCAACAAUCAGUUUUGGCACAUCCGAAUAUAAUACUGUUCGUUACCCAGGGAGGACUUCAGUCCAUGGAAGAGGCUAUUUAUAGCGAAGUACCACUUGUCGUCAUUCCAUUUUUCGGAGACCAGGAACAGAACGCAAAACUGAUGCAAAGCAAGGGUAUCGCCGUCAUCGUAGAGGUGCGACCGUAUCUAGACAAAGACAAGUUGAAAACAGCUAUGUUGGAAGUUAUAACAAAUCCCCAAUAUCGCAACACAGUGCGGCGUCUCAAACAGCUCGCUUUAGAUACGCCUAUGACUGGUCUAGAAAAAGCGGUAUGGUGGACUGAAUAUGUCAUUCGAAAUAAGGGUGCCAAACACCUAAGGAAUCCCGCUGCGGAUAUUCCACUUUAUCAGUAUUAUCUUAUAGAUGUAAUAAGUUUUCUAUUGGCGGUUGUUGCACUUGUGAUAACUGCUGUAGUCUUAUUGGUUAAAUUUGUAUAUAGGUUUAUUUCGAAAUUCUUAGGAAAACAAGUACCAGUACACAAGAAAGUCAAUUGAUUUUCUAAAGCAGCGAUUUGUACAAAUGUAGAAACAUAAUAUACUUUAGUAUAUUGCCUGAAGCUACUUAUUUGUGGCAUAGUUUUAAGUUUUUUUUUAAUUACUGGAUAUUUUGCGACCUGUGAAAAUAAUUUAGUAACGAAAAGGAUCAGUUUUGCCUAGAAACAAAACUCUCACACUAAAAAGGGUAGACAAAUAGUUUAACAACUCAACGUCAUAGCUGAGCAAUGAAAACCAAAACAGAUCGAUUAUCGAAAAUUCAAGACUUUUGUUUUUUAUAUUUGUUUGCGUUUUUCAGUGUCAAAUUUUUGGUUUAGUAAAACUGUUUUAAUAAAAAUACCUAUUGGCUGAUCCUUUUAGUGCAGGGGCUUAUUUAAUAAAUUUUUAAUUUAAAUUUAAUAUUUCUUCACAGCUGGCAUAUUACCCAAUAAAGAAAAAUGAUAUAUCUCAGUGAAACUUCAUUGAAUAAGUGUAAGUACU